This is a messenger RNA of Caretta caretta (loggerhead turtle), 864 nucleotides long. It is a transcript of the gene PTPRCAP, whose product is annotated as protein tyrosine phosphatase receptor type C associated protein. The record is from RefSeq and is a predicted model, not a curated record. Lineage: Eukaryota; Metazoa; Chordata; Testudines; Cheloniidae.
CAGGAAACGCCCGCCCACGGCUGCGCGUCUCUGUUGCUCCCCGCCAGUCGCACAGUCCCCCACCCUGCCGGGAGCUGCCAGCUGCCAUCAUCUCGCAAUGCACUCCGCCAUCCAUGCCCCACAGGGGCUGCUCUCUGCAGGGCCGGUACUCCUGCUGCUUCCGGGAGCCGUGCUGGCCUCAGGCUCCAAUCCAGACAGCAACUCCGUGACUGUGGUCCUCCUGGUCUUCCUGCUCCUGCUGCUGCUCCUGGUGCUGGCCCUGGCCUGGCGCAAGUUGAGCCAUGAUUCAGAUGGCAGAUAUCACCCACGCCACCUGUGCCAGCCACACCGCCUGCUGGCAGCCCUGGCCAGGCACUGGCAUGAGCUGCGAGGGCAGGUGCCCCCUGAGAGGCACUGGCAAGGCGAGGACGAGGACGAGGACGAGGAGACCCUUCAGCGGGAUGAAGAGGAAGGUGGAGGAGGGCAGGAGCAGCAGAGUGAGGAGGAGGGCACUGCUGUGCCAGAGGGGACCCCACCCAGCGACGCCGCCGGGGGAGCCCUGGAAGAGGCAGGGGAAGCAGAUGGCGCCAGCGCUGGGGGCCUGCUCAGUGACCUGCACUCCUUCUCCGGGACGGCAGCCUGGGAGGACAGCACAGCGGAGGGAGGCAGCCGCCAGCAUGUCACUGCCCUCUAGAGGAGCUGAGGGAAGGACAUGGACUACAGGGGGGACUGCAGCCCCCCACUUGCUCACUGGGGAGCAGCUAGAGUUGAACAACUGCUCCCAGCCCACCCCCCCAAAGAAGCUCUCCCCUCCCUGCAGAGCUCUCCACCCCUUGCCAUGGGGCUGCAAUGGGGCCCCUGCACCCCACCUCUCCCCCCCCCCAC